This is a messenger RNA of Prunus persica (peach), 1995 nucleotides long. Its product is annotated as putative disease resistance protein RGA3. Gene Ontology annotation, molecular function: protein binding; ADP binding. Gene Ontology annotation, biological process: defense response to other organism. The record is from RefSeq and is a predicted model, not a curated record. The coding region runs from base 1 to 1995 and encodes 664 amino acids. The transcript has 2 exons. NCBI's taxonomy places the organism in Eukaryota, Viridiplantae, Streptophyta, Magnoliopsida, Rosales, Rosaceae.
AUGGUGGAUGUGCUGGAUGAGUGGAACACAAACAUUCUCAAACAACAAGUUGAGAAGCAAGAAAGAGAAGGUGAUCCAAAUGCUCAUGUUACAAAGAAGGUACGUUUCUCUAGUUUCCCCCGUUUCUUUUGUGUUGGCAAAGUCAGUGACAUUGCUCCGAAAAUAAAAGAUCUGAAUGAUAAGUUAACUGAGAUUUAUGAGGAAAGAAAAAAGUACCAGUUUCUAAGCAAAGAAUUAGGCAUUCAACAACCUCAACAACCUCAACGACCUCAAACUGCAUCUUUUGUCGAUAUAUCUGGGAUAUUUGGUCGAGAAAAUGAAAAAGAGGUUUUGAUAAAACACUUGUUGAGUGAUAGUACUGCGGAAGGGAAGGGGCUCCCUAUCAUCCCUAUUGUCGGGAUGGGAGGCAUGGGAAAAACAACUUUAACCCAACUAGCCUAUAAUGAUGACCGAGUCAAAACCCAUUUUGAGUUGAGGAAAUGGGUUUGUGUUUCAGACCCUUUUGAUGAGAUUAAGAUUGCCAAAGCCAUUAUUGGUAAAAACGCCCCAAAUUCAAAUGAGUUGGAUGAGGUCUUGGAAUGUAUGUCUACAUCCAUCCAGGGCAAAAGGUUUCUCCUUGUCCUGGAUGAUGUAUGGACCGAUGAUCCUAAAAAGUGGGAACAAUUAAAGGUACCAUUAAUCCAAAAUGGUGCUAAAGGCAACAGAAUAUUGGUGACCACAAGAAAACAUGAGGUUGCUGACAUGAUGAGAGCAACAAGAAACAAGAUCAAUCUGGGAGAGUUGAAUGAUGAAUGUUGUUUGUCAAUCUUCAAUCACAUGGCCUUUUGGGAUAGGGAUGUACAUGAGUUUGGAGAUAUUAGUAAGGAAAUUGUAAAGAAGUGUAAAGGUUUGCCUCUUGCUGCAAAGACUUUGGGUAGUCUCAUGCAGAAUAAGACAAAAAUUGGAGAAUGGAAAGAAGUUUUGCAUAGUAAGAUAUGGGAUCUAGAGAAGGUCGAGCAAGAAGUUUUCCAACCCCUAUUCCUAAGUUAUAAUGAUUUGGCCCCAACAAUUAAAUGUUGCCUUUUAUAUUGUGCUACUUUUCUAAAAGAUCACAAGUUUGAACGAGAUGAUUUGAUUAAACUUUGGAUGGCACAAGACUACGUUAUUUCGAAAGGGAAUAAAGAAAAGGGAACAACGGGUGAUGCAGUUUUUGACAACUUAGUGGCACGGUCAUUUUUCCAAGAUUUUGAGAAAGAUCCUGACACCGGUACCAUUAUAGGUUGCAAAAUGCAUGAUAUUGUGCAUGACUUUGUACAAUUUCUCACCAAGAAUGAGUGUUUGAUUAUCGAUCAUGGUGAGGAAAUUACCAGUGAAUCAAAGGUAUUUGGUGAUAAGGUUCGUCAUUUAACCUUGAGAUAUAUUCCUGAAGGUCCACUUCCACUUUUUAUCUCAUCUUACAAUUGCAAAAAUCUUCGCACGCUCGCAACUUUUGAUUCAAGAAUUACUACCAUAGACCCAAAUUUAAUUUUACAAUUGAAAUGUCUUAGGACAUUAAAUUUGAAUCGUAAUUCCAUCGAAGAACUCCCGAAGCAGAUUGGUGAAUUGAUACAUUUGAGGCAUAUUGAUUUGUCUUCCAAUCAUAUACUGAAGAAAUUACCAGACACUAUUUGUGGUUUGUACAAUUUGUCAACCUUGCGCCUUGUGCUCUGCUCUAACCUUACAAAACUGCCUGAAAACAUGGGAAACUUGAUUAACUUAAAGCAUCUUUAUGUUGAGUAUUGUGGUCUUCUGGAGUCGUUCCCCAAAGUGAUAGGGAGAUUAACAAGUUUGCAAACACUAGAUGUGUGUUCGUGUAAUGGCGACAAAGAUGAAGCAUUCCAAAUUGGGGAUCUGAGAAACUUGAACCUUGAGGGAAGUCUGGAAAUACAACUUGGGGGGGAUGCGACAGAUAAGAGCGAGGUUGAGAAAGCACAAUUGUGGGACAAAAAGCUAUUUAAUCUCACUGUGACAAAUUGA